Molecule: messenger RNA, 5521 nt
Organism: Nerophis ophidion (straightnose pipefish)
Lineage: Eukaryota; Metazoa; Chordata; Actinopteri; Syngnathiformes; Syngnathidae
Product: inactive tyrosine-protein kinase PRAG1
Exons: 6
Coding region: 320-4222 (1300 amino acids)
Biological process (GO): protein phosphorylation
Molecular function (GO): ATP binding; protein kinase activity
Source: RefSeq, a predicted model, not a curated record
CACAGCACACACACUCGGCGCAAACAGCAGCAACGUGCGUGCCUGCAAGGACAAGCGGAAACAAGCUGCGGCUCCCCCGCCUUGUGAACCUGUCUGCCGGAUAAGACAAGACGGAUAUAUGCGUGCCCCUGGAGGGAUUCAAAUGCACGACUUUUAUUCUGCGGUCUUUGGGGUGCAUGUUUUUGGUUGUUGAAAGGGGUGGAUUCUGUGUUGCCAGGCAAAACAAGAAAGUCAGAGCAGCCAUGAACGUGUGUUCUGCGUUUGCCGAAACGCUCCUUCGUCGCUUCUGACCUUUCCCAACGAUCGAGUGACGACGAAGAUGUCAGUGUGCAGCGACUUUGCAGAACACGUGUGGAAACCCGGCUCUUGUAAGAACUGCUUCCACCAGCUCAGCGCGCACAGGCAGAAGGUCGGCGGUGGCCCGGAUGGCGCUGCGUCUGCCGCGUGUCUGAAGAACGGCCUCGGAGGCGAUGAAGAAACUGCAGUGACGGUGCCUUCACCUUACAGCAAGCCCACUAUUGCCGUCAAGCCCACUAUGAUGAGCAUGGACACCAGCGACUCCAUGGCUGACGUUAACAUGAACAUAGAGAAGAAAAACUCAAAGGGUCUAAAGAAACUUCUGGACCUCUCUUCACUUUACAUUGAUGGCAACAGUUGCAAUAAAACCCAGAGGGAUUCAUCUCUUCAAAGCCCGGAACCCAAGAAGGACUAUUGCUUUUCUCACCCUUCCUUGUCGCCCAAAGGCUCCGUGAUCAUCAGCAACAGAGGUCCUCAAGGUGUCAAAAACAAAGCUAAUGGGGACAUUUGUAAUCAGCAGAAUAGUACCACCGCCCCCAGAACUAAUAGCACUUCUAAUGUUGGUGCUAAGAGAUUAAAUUAUCAUUGCCAAAAUUCUGUGGAGAAACAUUUUCCUCCAACCAGUCCUGCCAAACUUUGUAGUAAUGGAACAGGUAACACUGUUCUCCCCACCAAGACGUCCAGCACUUCCCUAAACUCCCUAACCUCUGCGUUAUCUUUGGACACUCUCACUAACAGUCAGUCCUCCAUCAACCCUCCUCCUGUCCUAUCUAAACAAAAAAGCCCCCUAGACUCGUCCUCCUCAUUUGGUAGCAGUACAGAUUCUCUACCAGUCCAUGAGGGUUCCGUUGGGAGCCCAAAAAGUCCCCAAACAACGGUUAACUCUGCACCCAAUUCUCCCAAUGAACCAGACUCUGAACCCAUUUAUGCAGAGAGCACCAAGAAAAAGCAUAAGCCUCAGGGAAAUGUGUUGCAAAACCAGACCAAGAACUCCUCAGAAGAAAGUCAACGGGCCACCAUUUCUGUAAUGGCUGCCCACACAGAGGGGAACAACAGGAUGUUCUACCUGAGCAGCCCAGAUUCUGCCAUCAGCACUCAGUACCACUUUAGCCCUACAGCACAUAAGGACCCCGUCAGCACAGCCUUUCGCUGGCCCAGUCCGAGCCACAGUGCACCCUCCUUGGUUACAGAAUUCAGCCUUCCCCCUCCUCUCAAUCCCAAGCCUCAGUCUAGCCCGCCCAUUCCACCAAAAAGAACCACCCGGUCCCCAAAACUUGGCACUUCCAGCCUUUCUCCGUCCAUCUCUUCACCGGUUCCACUUCCAGAUCUCCACAGAUUGAGCAACCCUAGUGUCUCGCCGUUCGUAUCGUCUCCGGUUCCUCUCCCGGAACUCUCCUUGCUUUUACUGGUGUCUGCCAAAGAGGGACACUUUAAGGUCGAACCGGAAAACCACAGCCCAGCAGCAUCCGAUCGUUGGCAAAAGCACCACAACCACCACAGCUCCGCCUGGAACUGUCGCAUCGAGGAGGAAGAGGAGGAGGAAGAACGGGAGCGGAAAGGGGGUGAAAAAAAAACGCUGACUACUAAUCCUGGGUCUCGUGUAACAGGCCCAGUCAAUGGUGCUGCUGUCUGGAAGGAGUCCAGAGACUGUAAGGCCCUGAUCAGCCCCCCUCAGAUGACAGAGCCAGGCACGGCCCCCCUGCCUCUACCUAACAAUGGUGCCUGUCAGGGGGAUAGUGAGGUUGCCGCUGCAGAGGAGAAGGGCAAGCAGAGCGGGAGCAUGCCGGCCAAGCAACAUGACAGCGCAACAACAGAGCCUCUGGUAGCGGGGAAGAUGGGAUCAAGCAAUCAUGAGACCACUCCAACACCACCACCUCCACCCAAGAAACAGCACAGGGUGUCUGCUCACAUGAGCGGCAGCAACAUGGAGCUGAACCGCUCGCUGGAGAGUCCGAUGUCAUCUCCGCGAGGCCUGGGCAGCGCCAGCCUACGUACAGCCUCCACUGAUAGUCUAACAGCUAACACGGGAUCUCGGGAUGCCACAAGGUUGUCCUGCUCCUCUCCAUUCCUGAGAAGUCCAGCGACCUCAACGCCUGGUUCUCCUCACCCUCCCACAUUUAGCAGCUCAGCUAACCAGCCACCUCCACUGCCGGAGAAAAAGAUGGUCAACCGCACAGUGUCAGCUCCCGAUAGCGCCAAUUCGAAGGGCUUUGUUCGAGGCUACCCACGUCUACCGUUCACUGGUUCGGAAAACAAUGUGUGCCGACCCAACGAUGGAAUCUGCAGGGUCAGUAUGCUGUCCAGUUCUGAUGACCCAAGACCUAUCUUCUCCUCCAAUGAGUCUCUAGAGCAUUGUCAUGCCCCGCUUGCCCGACCUUUGAGGUCCUGGACUUUGGAUGAUCCGUUUAAGAAUCAUGGACGUUUGGGUGGCCACUGCCGAAGCAGCAUCACCUGCUCCUCUUCCCCUCAGCUAAGCGCACCUUUUAUGCCGUCUGAAGGAAGCCCUGCUGCCAAUUUGGGCUCCAGUCUGCAGUUACAAACCCUCCUGAGUAACAUUGACAGCAGGGAAGGAGUGUACUCAAAACUAGGGGGCCUGUAUGCGGAGUCCCUGCGCCGCUUAGCUCUAAAAUGCGAGGAACACUUCACAGGUUCCCAAAAGAACCGACUAAGAUUCGAGGAGAGCAACUGGUCGCUGUUCAGGCUCACGUCCAACAAGCCGAGCUGCAAUGCCGGAGAUGCUGUGUACUAUUCUGCUGCCUGCGCCUCCGACCCCAGCAACUCCUACGCUGUGAAGAUCUGCAAGAGUCCGUCCUUGGAAUCCAAGCAGGGCCACCUCUACGGUCUGUCGGUGCAGCAGAGCGUGCCCGCCCAUUUCAACCUGCAGCAGGACUGUGGACACUUUCUGGCAUGCGUCCCCCAGAGCAUGUUGCCGUCCGAUCAGGUUGCGGUGCCGACCUCGCCUGCAGGGAUUUUAUCCGGUCAGCAGGCAGAGCGAGAGCGAGUAGUGGUCAUCACGCCCGAGAUCCCUCGUCAGACAACAGCUGACUUCGCCCGAGAGUUUGAUUCCUUUCACAAAAGCCAGCCAGAAGACUACGAGCGCCGUGUCUGCUUCCUCCUACUGCAGCUCUGCAAUGGUCUGGAACACCUGAAGGAGCAUGGAGUCACGCACCGCGACCUCUGCCUAGAGAAUCUCCUUUUGGUUCCUCACCAGCACAAACAAAGCACUCUGUCCAUCCAGAAGACUGAGACACUUAAUGGCUUCAGCACCGCAGACAGUCAGCGUCGCCUCCCUCGUCUCCUGAUCAGCAACUUUUCCAAAGCCAAGCAACGCACCACCGACGAUGCUGCGUCAACCGCCGUGGACCCUCGUGUGAAACGGGACCACGCACGGCUGGCCCCUGAGAUCGUGUCGGCCGCCCAAUACCGCAAAUUCGAUGAAUUCCAGACAGGCAUCCUGAUCUAUGAGCUGCUCCACCAGCCCAACCCUUUUGAGGUCAGCCCAGUCCUGAGGGAACAGGACUACCGCUGCGAAGACUUACCUGCCAUCCCAUCUCUGUCGCUGUACUCUGCCGGACUCCAGCGACUAGCGCAGCUCCUCCUCCAACCGGACCCCAUCAAGCGCAUCCACAUUCAGGAUGCCAAGCGCAUCCUACAGAGCCUGCUGUGGGGACCCAGAAAGGACCUGAUGGAUCAACAGUGUGAGAGGCAGGGGCAGAGCAGGGGUUUGGCGGACGGAGCGCGACAUGAGGGCCUCCUUAACUGGCUGGACGUAAAACGGGCACUGCUGAUGAUGAAAUUCGCAGAGCGGUCGCUGGAGCCUGAAAGGAACGCAGAGCUGGAGGACUGGUUGUGCUGUCAGUACUUCUCCUCGGCUCACCCCCUGGCUCUGUGUCACACUGCUGAGCUGCUGUACUUGCUCAAGUGAUGACUCACUUUGCUGGAAAAAAUAUUAGCAUAUAAAUAAGUUAUUAGAGACUGAUAAUGUCACAAACCACUGGAUAUGGACACAGGCAUUAGGACAUACCCUUAAAAUUGGAGGAAAAUAUGGGAAUUAUUGUGCAUUCUUCCGAAACAGAAAAGGAACAAACUGUCUUUCACAAACUGUUCCCACAAAGUUAAAAGCAUACAAUUUUUUAAAUACUUCUUGGAAAAAUUAUGAAUUAGGAUUUAAGAGGUCUCUCUCUGUGAAUCUUCAGUUAUAUGCGGCUUGAUUGCUCUUCUAAUGGUUUCUUAUUGGCUUCCAUUUAAAGUAGAGUACCUUUAGGUUCACUCAUUGAUCCCCAUUAGUGUUCAUUUAACUCUGGCUUCCAAUACCAAAUAUUAAAUCAAACUAUUACACUUGAAAGACCUCCAUAAUCGUCACUCAAUCAAAUAUUUAGGGAUUGGCGUCCCUCUUGGUUCCCUUCUCAAUCCCCACCUAUUUGAAUUUAAAUCAAAGAAAUAAGGAGUUGUAUACUGUCUGAUUAAUUACAGCAGAGGUCUAUCCUAGUACUCUUACCUAAACAGGCCAAGGUUUUGCUUUUUAAAAAAGGAGACAUUAUAAAACAAAUAACUUCCUGUUAGCACUGCCGCUACAUUCUUCAACCAACCGUCCAUUUUGUAACAUUCUCACAUCGCUAAUAUUCUUUUUUUAUUUAAUGCUACACUUGUAACACUGUUUGGAGUUCCGUUCUGUAUUUAAAGUAUUAAUUGGCACCAAUGCUGUUGUCUUGAGCAAAGUAUUGUACACCGAUGUACAACAUUGUGUCGUGAGUCUAAUCAUCUGCUGAUGGAACAACUUGCAACUCGACAUACUGCUCACUUUUGUUUCCUUCUAUCUAAAAGAUUUUGACGCCGUGCCUUCUGCUCUUGGUGUGACUCCGCAAAAUGUAAAUAAAUGUAUGGCAGGGUUGAUGUUGUGAAACUGGCUUUUCACGACACCGAUCCAUUUUUGUACAGUCAAUAGUACAACAAGCCGCAAGCAGGUCUUGAAAAACAAACUUGCAAUGUGAGCGGCAGUUAAAUGUAAUAUUUAUGAUGUUAUUUGUUAUCCUGUAGCUGUCACUGGAGUUUGUAUCACCGAAGCCUGUUUUAUUAGGAAGUAGCAACAUUUGAUAUCAAAUAAAAGUGGUGAGAACGGACUGCAUGCAUUUGUUUUUAUUUUCAAAUGGUUUCAUGUCGUUAUUAAUCUUCUAACAUUGUGUGUGUCCAACAAUAAACUGCAUUUAUUUUCUCACUUUAAAAA